CUGUGCCACACUGUCAACUUCCACGGUCUGAUUAGGUUGAAUACAUUGUUUCCUUACAGAGUGGCCACGCGGUUGCCACCUGGCAGGCCCGCUGCUGGGGUUCCUGUGUGCCUCCCGGGGAGGAGGGUGGCAGCUAAUGCCCGGGUCAAGGUUGUGGAAGUAACACCUGCAGGGUCAGGCAGGAGGGCAGCGCGUCUCUCCGGGAGAGCUGAGGCAGAGGGUCGACCUUAGUGAAUUGAGGCUGUUUUUAGGGCUUCAUUUUUUUAAAACUCGUAAGUUCACUUGCUUGUUAGGAAUUCACCAGGAGCCUGGGGAAGCCAUUGUUCCUGGAGUCCCUCUCUUCCAGGACAGGGGCCCAAGUGGCUCUGCCUGGCUGUGGACACCACCUUUAAGGAGAAGACACCUGGAUCUUUUCCCUAAAGGAGCCACCGCAUCCUCACGCCUUGGGGAGUGAGGGCCGUUCACACAAGGAUCCCUGGUCCCAUCCUGGCCCGGAGCCAUUUGUGCGCUCCUCCCUCCCAUGGCCCAGUUUUCUCCACACUGGAGAAAACUCCAGUGGCCUCCAGGAGUGUGGACGGUGCCCGGCCGCUGGCCUGGGACCCGAGUGGGCAGAUGAGUGCCGCCUGGACUCGCACUGCCAGGCCUGCUGCUGGAGCCUCUUCCCGCCGGGGCCCCGCUCAGGCCACGGCAGCUCCCUGGACAGAGAGACACAUCCCCAAGGUCUCCCGGAACCAGUGCGGUGCAGUUCCCUGGCCCACCCAUGGGAGAGCCUUCUGCACCCCAGGAGGGCGUGAAGACGGAGAAUGACCACAUCAACCUGAAGGUGGCGGGGCAGGACGGCUCCGUGGUGCAGUUCAAGAUCAAGCGGCACACCCCGCUGAGCAAGCUGAUGAAGGCCUACUGCGAGAGGCAGGGCUUGUCAAUGAGACAGAUUAGAUUUAGGUUUGACGGGCAACCGAUUAAUGAAACAGACACUCCAGCACAGCUGGAGAUGGAGGACGAGGACACCAUCGACGUGUUCCAGCAGCAGACCGGGGGCGCGCGGGAGACCAGCCGCCUGUUGGGCGUGGCCUCUAGAGGGACCGUCCUCGUGCCGGUUGCCCUUCCUUGCAUUGCCGUUGAGUAGUGACACGUGAUCGCCAGCACGGAGGAGUCUGCGGAAUCUCGAGGGCAUUCACCAAAACGAUUUUCCUCUCUGACCUCCUGCGAGUGCAACUCAAAACUGUGUCUGCGGGGACGGAUCUGCGACUUAAACUGGGCCAAUCAGAAUUGUUAUCUUUGUUCAGGAGAAAUGAGUUGCCGGGUUUUGGGGGUUUGUUAAUGUUUUCAUUUUCUUUUUUUCCCCCUCUACCUAUAGCAUUUUUUGCCCCAGAUUUGUGGCCUGAAUGUUCGUUUAGUCCGUGGACAGGAACUUGCUCUGGUGUGGGCUGCCCCUCCACCGCCGGUUCCAGUCACACAGCGCUCGUGUGCACGCGGCGUGGGUCUGUCGGACAGGCGUCCCGCAGUGGUGGGGACGGAAGACAGAGUGUCACUGGCUAUUUGUUGUAGGCACAGGUUAUUAAAAUGCUAAAUAUUGCAAAUUUAAGCUUGGUCAGCUUGUGAUAAAGUUGAGGGGAAAAUACUGGACUGCUUGUUAAAAAGUAGAAAAUAACAGCCCUUUGGUAACGUGGCCCCACGUGCUCCCUGCUCCUGCGUGUCCCCCUGGGGUCCGAGGCCCCCCCAUCAGUGUCUGACAAGGGUCGGCACAACAAAAAUCGACUUUUUCCCUCUUCUUAAUAUAGAAGACAGUAAUUCCCACAUUUCUCAUUUGGUGAUGGUGUUGUGGCCUCAGGUUUCUUCUAGUAUUUGCUUCUGAUGAGUAAUUAUGUUCUAUACAUAAAAAGGUAAGAUUAAGUAGUGCUGAAUUUUCAGUUACGUUGUUGUGUAAAGAGCUACUGCCAAGCGUGGUUACCGACCCGUGGGAAGAGGACCUCGUGCCUGCUCUCUCCUCGCGGGUCUGUGCCGUGCGGCUUUCCAAACACAUCCUGAACUUGCGCGUUACUGUGGUGAUCAGUCCUGUGACAUUUUGGGGAUCUAUGCCAAUUAAAAAUGUUCCUCGUUCUGCCUGUUCUUCCGAAAGGACCCACUGCCGCUCAGUGGCCGUUCUCUGCCUUUUUUAUAGUCACCUGACUGAUGACCCAUCAUCUCUUGCUUGCUGGAAAUCUUGCUGAAAAUGUCCUCAGUUCCUCUGUUUUGCUGUGUGGGUUCGGGUGGGGUGUGUUAGCUCUGCUGUUUAUUCACAAUUUGUACAUUAUUCGUUGUCCUUUCCUACUGUACACAGUAAAUAUAGUUUGGUAUUCUGUC
This is a messenger RNA of Propithecus coquereli (Coquerel's sifaka), 2343 nucleotides long. RefSeq names its product small ubiquitin-like modifier 3 (gene SUMO3). NCBI's taxonomy places the organism in Eukaryota, Metazoa, Chordata, Mammalia, Primates, Indriidae. Gene Ontology annotation, biological process: protein sumoylation. Gene Ontology annotation, cellular component: nucleus. The coding region runs from base 761 to 1126 and encodes 121 amino acids. The transcript has 4 exons. Gene Ontology annotation, molecular function: ubiquitin-like protein ligase binding; protein tag activity. The record is from RefSeq and is a predicted model, not a curated record.